This is a messenger RNA of Dendronephthya gigantea, 768 nucleotides long. RefSeq lists its product as uncharacterized. The coding region runs from base 78 to 764 and encodes 228 amino acids. The transcript is spliced from 2 exons. NCBI's taxonomy places the organism in Eukaryota, Metazoa, Cnidaria, Anthozoa, Malacalcyonacea, Nephtheidae. The record is from RefSeq and is a predicted model, not a curated record.
CUUGCGGUUCAACAACAGCUUUUGAAGAUUCCUUGAAGAAAAUCGAACUGAGACCACGAAAAAACCAAAAACACGACAUGUCUCAGUUCUUGCGUGGUAAGACAAAGCCCAUUUUGAAACACCUUUCGAAAGAGUUGGGAAAGAAACGGGGUAUUAAAUGGUUUGUUAACGUUAAAGUACGGUUUGUAAAACAUAAACCCGAUGGCGAAGAUUUAAUAACCGAGCCUCAUUUUCGCAGUCUCUGUAUGAAAACAGUUAAUCAGCACGAACUGUCUAAUCAACUGGAUGAAGCGAAGCAGAAAAUUGUCCAGUCGCUGGUGUUAUUUCAAAAAGAAGGAAGUGGUUGGAUAUUAGACGAAAUCCUUCAUCUUGACCUUUGCAUGGCCAAGUAUACUCCAGUAAAAGGAUCCAGUUACGUCCCACUACCUAGAACUAUUGCAGGAAAGAAAGCAGUGAUCAACGUUAAGAAUUCCGACAGCAAAUGCUUCAUGUGGGCCGUCCUUGCUGCUCUUCAUCCUAUUCACUGGAAGAAUAACCCGGAAAGAUUACAUCACUAUGAAAAUUUUCAAGAUGAAUUAAAUUUUAAUGUCAAAACCAUCAUAAAGCACGGAUGUUUUACUGCCGCUAUUGCUUUCAUGGAUUUAUCCGCGAAGACUUGCUUCAAGAGCAUGAACCACACUGCUGUCAACAUGCAGCUCAACGCAUCGAACUCCCGACUGAAGAGAAUGCUCAACUGUUCUUUAAAGACUACUAUAAACAGUUGAAAGU